GAAGAACACGAAGAAGAAGACGGCAGUCAGCUGAAAAUGGCUGCCGCAACCAUGGCGGGGCUCGAUGCCCACAGACUGGAGCAAAAGAAGUUAGAAUAUUUUUCCUCCAUCAACUCCAUGGCCAGUAAAAUAAUGCAAGAACGGGAGAAAAUCAAAGCUAAGCACGGCUCGGCCUGGGACAAAAUGACGCCCAACGAGCAGGACAACGCCAUCGACAACUGGAUGAUGGAUCCUCAUAUCCGAGCCCGAUACGCAAUGCACAGAGUUGAGCGAGAAGAAGUUGUUUGUUACCCGAAAUUGCUCCUUCAAACCGGGCAGAAGAUAGUUCAUUUUGGCGACGAGGAUAUCACCUGGCAAGACGAGCAUUCAGCUCCCUUCUCAUGGGAAACCAAGAGUCAGCUGGAGUUCAGCUUAAUAUCAGGCUCAGCGGAUCAGGGCACGUUGAGCUCCCAGGCUGACUCAAAGGCUCCCAAGCUGUCUCAUACCAGCCAGCUCAGCAAGAGCACACCUGGAGCCAAGGUGUCCAGCAGUGAGGGCUCAGGCCGGAGGCCAGAGGAGGAGUCGUCCUUCUGGAAGAUCAGCGCUGAGCGGUCCAGGCUGGAGGGAGAGCAGGCUGACUUCCAGUCUCUGACCCCCAGCCAGAUCAAAUCCCUGGAGAAAGGAGAGAAGUCCCUGCCAUCCUACCUGCGACAGGAGACCUCUGUCACCGUGGCAACCUCCAAGGAGUGUGAGGUGGCAGAGUCCCACCCUCCAGUUCCUACCAAGUCCACCAAGCAGCGGGCACCCAAACCCCCUGCUCCCCCACCCCCUAUCCCUAUUGCCGUGACAACCACGCCGGCAUCCAUCUCCAUUGCACCAAGCGCCGCCCUGCCAACCAAUGUGUCAUCAACGGCAGCGGGCUGGGAGCGAGCUCAGAGCACCCUCCCAUCGGUCAGCAACACCGUAGACGAAAUGUUCUCCUCGAGCCUCAUGUCUAAGUCCUCCAACCUGCCCACCGGCCUGGAGAAGGACAAGCCUGAAGAGGAGUCACCCACCCUGUCCUCCAGCCCCGCCUUCUCCCAGUUUAAUACAAGCAGCAACAUCCUGAAGACUGGAUUUGAUUUCCUUGACAACUGGUAAACCACAGUGUCGUCCAGUCAGCUGCUCUGAAUGAAUCACCGUUGCCAUCACUCUGAACAAGGACCACGUCGCCAUGACUGCAGUAUUCCACAUGUAGAUUUAAGGAACACACCAGCUGAGCUGAACACAUUACGCCCUCCUGUUUAUCUUUAGUAGCUUCUUAAGGCAUAUCUCACCCCCUGCGUGCUUGUUUUCCCCCUCACCUAAAGUUUCUUCUGCUUUCACAGUUACUCUUUGAAUUUCUUACAAACAUCCCAUACCCUCCGAAUGAGCAGGGACUGUACUCCCAGGAUGCUGUGCACUAACCCUGCCUCUGUGUUCACGCUGCCAUCAGCUUGGUUCAUGUGUCAGUCUGAUCUUGGUGAUCAUGGGCAGUGCAGCAGGCAGAUCACAUAUUUCCCGCUGCUUACACGUUGUCUUUUACUAUUAACACUACAUCAUUUUGAUAAGAUAUCUUGGCUAGCUAACUAGUGCUAAUUAGAUCGCACUGAUCAAAAAUAAACCAAAAAAAAUAUCUGAAACAACUUAAGAGCUUCCCAUCUGCCCAGUGAGGGAGGCAGCUGUUCUCCAGGCCUUGCUUUUGAGGCAUUUGUUCCUGUAGUCUUUUAAAUUAAAGUUGUAGAGAAUUAGGGAGAUUUGAGUUUACUUUGCACUUCACAUGCAGAACCCUUCAUGAAGCUAAAUAAGAUUAGUUUGGAAACAAGGGGGUGCAUACAUCGCCCUUGUGUGUGUAGGGGAUUAAUGGAGGUUGAGUCACGUUUUGAUGCUGUCGCUCACAGUGUGAAUGCAUGGUAAUGUUAACGUGUCACCAUGGUGGCUAGCAAGGAGGAUUUUGCACCAAGUAGCCAUCCUUGCUGCAACUGACAUCCUCACACAGUUUGGGUGUCCCAUAAGCAUACUACAGACCAAACGGUACAAACUGUAUACUCAUCUCCAUAGUAUACUGCUUUAGAAGUCUAGAUAAUAGAAUUACACAUAAAUUACACAGAAGAUUUUAUUUCGCCUUAUGUACAUUGCCAUUCUUCAGUGUACUGCAUUUUCAUAUUUUUGCAGUGUGAACGCACUACAUACUCAAAGUAUUCCAAACACUAUGUGCUAUGCUUUUGAGACACGGCUUCUGAUGUGGUUUUCUUUGUAUUUUGUAUAUUCUUUUCUUUGUAUAUCUUUGUAUAUUCCUAUAAAUGUGUUAUUUCUACAGGUGAAGGAGUACACAGUGCCAGUGUACGAUAUGGAAUUCUUGGAAUAUCAUGGGAUUUUGAGGUGUAAUUCAGGCAGCGAGAAUCAGGGAAUCUGAUAAAUGGGUCACUGUACAGGAAUAAAGCGGUAUGUAUUUUCCAACCAGGAAGCAAGAACGGUUUUAGGUCAAGUAUUCUGAAGUUACACAUCAGGGACACAGUGGGUAGCUUUAUUUUAUUUUAUUUUAUUUUAUUUUAUUGUAUUGUAUCUUUAAGGAAUCGAGCCCCUCGCCAACACUUGUCAUCCUCUCCUACCUAAACGUAAUUGUUAGCUUUUCUAUUUCAGACCUCAGACCAGUGCUGAGCAGAGCUAGUGUACGUCUAGAAUGAAAAUAAAGUGUUUUAGGUAAAUGAGCAUGGAACGAUUUGUACCACUCUUGUUGUAGCUGUAAAAUCCAGUUUACACUGCUAGAGUACUAUUUUACCGACUUUUGUAUGUGAAAGAAUAUCUAUUGGUUGUAUCAGAAGCUGUAUAUUGCACCCACACGUUCUGAGGUUACCUAUUAGAAAUAAGUAAAUAAAUGAAACUCCCAACAUUG
Molecule: messenger RNA, 2893 nt
Organism: Myripristis murdjan (pinecone soldierfish)
Lineage: Eukaryota; Metazoa; Chordata; Actinopteri; Holocentriformes; Holocentridae
Gene: c24h1orf198
Product: chromosome 24 C1orf198 homolog
Exons: 6
Coding region: 37-1119 (360 amino acids)
Source: RefSeq, a predicted model, not a curated record